Messenger RNA from Apus apus (common swift), 840 nucleotides. RefSeq names its product homeobox protein ARX-like. Gene Ontology annotation, molecular function: RNA polymerase II transcription regulatory region sequence-specific DNA binding; DNA-binding transcription factor activity, RNA polymerase II-specific. NCBI's taxonomy places the organism in Eukaryota, Metazoa, Chordata, Aves, Apodiformes, Apodidae. Gene Ontology annotation, biological process: regulation of transcription by RNA polymerase II. The record is from RefSeq and is a predicted model, not a curated record. The transcript is spliced from 5 exons. Bases 1 to 840 code for a protein of 279 amino acids.
AUGCAGAGCGCGGCCCCCCCGGCGCUGCACCUCCUCACCUCCUACUUCAUCGACAGCAUCCUGGGCCGGGGCCCGGCGGCGGGGCGGCACGGCGAGGAGCGCGCGGCGCCCCCGCGGCCCGGCCGGGCGCGCGUCCCCGCGGGGGAACCGGCGGCGCGCGACGAGGCGGCGGGCCCGGUGAGGAGGAAGCAGCGGCGGUACCGAACCACCUUCAGCGCCUUCCAGCUGGAGGAGCUGGAGCGCGCCUUCCGCAAGUCCCACUACCCCGACGUGUUCACCAGGGAGGAGCUGGCCGUGCGCCUGGACCUGGCCGAAGCCCGUGUGCAGGUCUGGUUCCAAAACAGAAGGGCAAAGUGGAGGAAACGUGAAAAAAAUGAAAUUCUGGGGACUGUUCCAGGAAUCUCCUUAACGCACCCACUUGGUCUACUUUUGGAUGUUCCACUGAAUCAUUCUCCCCUCCUAGAUCACACGUGGAGGUCAAUGCCUCUUUCAACACUGGCUGUGCCAUCCAUGUCUCCAGCCUUUAGUCCUUCAACCUUAGGGUCAUUUGGCCUCAACAGCCUUACCUGGACUUCUCUCUUCAGAAAUCCUAUUUUAAAUCCACAUUUUGGAAGGUUUCUCAAUGCUUUAAAUCCUCUCAUGACAACAGCUUCAGUACUAAUGAAAGCUCCUGGACCCCCUUCAGACCCUGCUCUUACUGCCUUCACUGAUCCAGCAGCAGUUGAAAGGAAAACGUCAAGCAUUGCAGCACUAAGACUCAAAGCGAAAGAACAUUCAGCACAAAUCCCUCAAUUAAACCUCAUCUCCAGUCUUGCAAACACUAACAAAGAACUUUGUUAG